CUCGUUUUCAACUCGGAUCCAGUAUGGUUGAUUGUUGAAAGUCAAAGAUGAAUCCAAUUAAUUUGCUUAUUAUUUAUUUAUCUGUUUGCUUGGCAAAUGAGGUAUCCGACUUCACUGUAAUCUACCAAUAUGAUGAUUUCAGCAGUACUUCUCCAUUUCUCCAUCAGGUUCCGGAAAAUACAAGAACGGCCUCCUGGAGCUUUCAGGCUGAAAACAAAUAUCCCCACAGCUGUGAUAACCUAAAUGUUACUGUUGUAUUGCAACAUGGCAGCUUACCAGUUAUCAAUCCACUGGGUGAAAUGCAUCCGAAGAAUUUUUACAUCGACAAGAAAUGGGCUGUCCAAGCCACGUUCAAUGUAACAACAACUAACCUCACAAUGGAGUCGACUCUAAUCAACCCAAAGCCUGGGCCUUGGUACAGUGUUGCCUACCUGCCUGAGCGAGACGGGAAAAUCUUACCCGCUGAUCUGUUUGUGAAGUGUGUGUACAGGCUGCGCAACUGGUUCUCUGUGCGGGUGGAAUCGGCACCGCAUGAGCUGACGGAGGACACACUACACCAGGUUCGCAUGCCGCCUCUCUCAAGCAACUUGUUCAGGUUCUUAGUACCAGUAGAGGUCUACAAAUAUCAGGUGAUACUUCAAGACUGUUACUCUAGCAACAACCAGACUGGGUGUGAUGUAACCAUAGCAACCAGAGGUCUGGGAUUUCCAGGACCCAGCAACUCAACUGUGAAAACAAACUGUGAGUGGAAUGUAACAACAUGUGAGGUUACCAUGGAAGAACCAAGUGUCGGCGUGUGGAAUUAUUUGGAAAUCUUUUCGCACAGUACUAAUGAAACUAUAAAUGCAUCUGUGGACGUCAGAUUUAAAGCGUGUAAAACCAUAAAGACCUACAAAACCAACGAGAAGGACCUGACCUGUCAAAUGCUUCCAUUACUUGACAAGUUUACACACAACUCCAAGUUCAAAAACAGGUAUGGUUACAUGAACGGGAGUGAGGUGAAUGGAGUAAACAUCAGCCUGUCUGACGACAAGACCCAUAUAGUGCCUUUUAUUGUGAGUGAUGGACAGGAUAAUGGUGGAAGUCUGGAGGUGCGGGCGGGCAUACAAAAUGUGGUUAGCUUGCAGGAGAACUACUUGCAUGCUCAGGUGAAUAUCUGCGUUCAAAGAGAGGUCCUGCCAUAUCAAGAAGGGGCCUCAAAGUGUUCUGAUGGUUUCCAUAGCAACAUGACUUCACAAGGAGAAGAUCAGGUCAAGGUCAUUGUUCCAUAUCCACAGGCCGGCCACUGGUUUGUCGGAGUGAAGAUGAAUUGCUACAGAGUUCUCAAUGACAGUGACACAGAAGUGAUGCCAUGUGGUCAGUUGUCAGCACAGGUGAAUGUUUCCGUGAUGACAGAUGCCUGUGUGGGUGGAGGAUGUAGCCAAAAUGGCCGAUGUAUCAACUACCUUAAUGGCCAUGUGCUGUACACCACGUGCAGAUGUGUCGAGGGUUGGAGGGGCUUUGACUGUUCUGAUGGCUCGGACCUGGAGUCAGACAGUUACCAGCUGCAGGAACUACUUUUAUUGACGCUCAGUAACCUUGUGUUCAUACCCGCCAUUGUGCUUGCCUCAUACAGGAGAUAUUAUGUUGAGGCCCUGGUGUUUGCUUACAACAUGGUCUUCUCAGCUCUAUAUCACUCAUGUGAUGGAGAUCGUAGGGAGGAAUUUUCAAUGUGUCCACUGCCAAUCAAUGUGGUCAGUGUAUGUGACUUCCUGUCAUCUGCGACUUCCAUAUGGAUUACCCUGGUUGCCAUGGCCAGACCUCCGCUUCAGUGGAAGAGUCUUAUCCAGAUGGCUGGCCCACUAGCUCUGCUUGUUGGAGUAUUGUAUCGGAAAACCAGUGCCUUUCUCUUCCUUGUCCCAGCUGGAGUUGGGCUUAUCAUGCUUCUUAUUUCAUGGGUGUGCCGAUGUUGCUACCGUGGAAAAUGUUACCCGAGCAGGAAACGCUACCUUCUAUUUCUGGUUCCUGGCCUGCUCCUAGCUGCAGGGGGUCUGUGUAUCUUCACAUUUGUUGAGCGGGAAGACAACUACCUAUACACGCACAGCGCCUGGCAUGUGUGCAUGGCUCUCAGUGUUUUACUGCUUCUGCCACCUAGGGACUCUAGAGUUCAGUACAAAGUGAAGGAUCAAAAUGGUACAAGCCCAGGACCAACCUACCAGCCAAUCAGCACAUUCGAUAGGCCCCGUCAAGUAUAAUGGUCUGCAUGGGAGUAGCUAGGCUAAGGGGAUGUUUGAUGAGCCAGCGGAAUUGAUAGAAUUUAAAAAAUUGAGAUUACCAGAAUUCAGCUCCAUCUGCUCAAAUUGAGAAGAGGGUGUGUGAAAAGAACCAAGAUGGCCUCUUACUUGAACUUAUGUAUAUACUUACUAGGGAUGAAAAAUUGAUAAAAUAUUCUUGAAAUUUGAAUGUUUGCCUCAUUUGGCAAUAAUUGAUUAUGAUUUUCAAUAUCAUUUUUUAAAGAAAUAAAAUCAUAUCAUAUUACUUACAUUUACUUUUAUUAAGGUUUUUAUUCUGAAAUCUUGUUGAUUUUUUACAAAAAUUGUAAUUUUUACCAAUUAUGGCUCCCUGGAUGGAUUUGACGUCCAGUUAGUGUUACUAUAUUUUUCAAAUCAUAAGUUAUAUUUCUGAGUGACGAAGAUAUUUACAACUGCUCCUUCUCUUACAAACUUUAAGAUUGGAAUAUGAUCAAAAUAACCACUCUGUUUAUUUCCAAUCAUAGAUAAUGGUUUUGGUCGGAUUUUCAAUUCCUAUUGCAUACUUGAAGUUAUUUUUUCUAAAUUAACAUAUGAUAAAGUGGCAAAAAUCACAGAAAAAUGAAAAUCAAUCAAAAUAGUUUAUUAGUUUUUCUGGUACGCAUUUGCUAAUAAUUCUUAAAAUUUAUUUGACUAAUACUAAUUUUGAGGCUAUUAGAAUGGUUGAAUGUGUGUAACUAUUAAAUCACAAUUCUCUUUUGACUAUUCAAGCAUUACUAUAGGAACUUAUGUCAAAGUUGUACGGACUUCAAAAUAAAGGAGAAAGGAUAGGUGUAAAAUUUGACUCCAUGAAAUAUGACUUUGAUAUAGCGAUUAUUUGAGAUAAAAAAUCUACAUAAACAGAUUUGUUUUUAUAUAGAAACAGGAGGAAAUAAUUUGGGACCCUGAUUAAAGUUCAACAUAACUAGAAAAUCGAGAUAUCAGAAUUAGACAUAACAAAUUUAGACUAUACUUGCACUUAAACUCAGAGACAUCUUCAUGAUCAAAUCUUCAUAUCUUUAACUAAGAUUGAUAAUUGUUCAGGAUUUAUACUUUUUUCAAUGCAUUUAAUUGCUGAUUUAAAUAAUUAUAUUGAUACUGAUGAUUUUUGUGUCAGAUGCAUUUUUUUAACAAUUUAUAUAUCAUUUUAUAUUAUACCAGUGACAUUGUUUAUUUUGUGUAUUUUUUUUACAAGUUGUUUUUAUGAUGUUAUAUACACAAGAAGAUUUACAUUAAAAUAUUAUCUUUUCAUUAAAACAUAACUACAAAAUGAGAAAUAUCUUUAAAAGAACUAGUUCUUUCCAAAAUGUCUCAGAACAAAUUCUAUUUGAUUCUUGGACUAUUAUAGUUGAAUUAUUACUGAUAAAGCCAUUAGAACCAGUUCUUUUCAAAAAUGUUUCAGAACAUGUUUUUUUUAAUCUAGUACUUUUAUAAUUAAUUGUAAAUUGAAAAGGAUUAUUUCAAGAUUUGACAAAUUUUUCAUAGGUUGAUAUUUUCCAUAACAUAUUUUUAUAAUGCCCCCUGUUUUUUUUUAAAGGGUGCCAAUAUAAUAUUCACACUGUUAAUUUUUCUGUGUGUCUGUCUGUAACACAACUUUGUCUGCAAUAUUACUUGAGAAUAGUUUGACCUAGGACCAUCCAACUUCACUGAAAGGUUAACCAUGACCAGUAAAAGACCCAUAUUGUUUUGGAGGUCAAAGGUCACACAUUUAAAAGUCGAAUGAAAACCUUGUCUUCAGAAUAACUCUUGAACGGUUUGAUCUGUUACCAUCAAACUUCUAUGGAAGGUUGCCGUAAAGGGGUCCUAUUGAUUUUGUGUUGUUUCAAUUAAUACACCUCAAUAAAAUCAUCUUUCAAAUGUUUCUGACAAAGUUGGUUAUAUAAUAUUCGACAAACAUCUCUUGCAAGACUAAUGGACACAUUUUUUUAUAUUUUUUAGCACUUGUUUUUAACGUUUAUAUUUUGCACGCAUAUUUAACUAUUAUAUUCCAGGUGUAGUUAUUUUAGAAAUCAUUUUUAUAUAUCUACAAAAUAUUUUUACUCAAGAUCACAAAGAGGCAUGGUUGUUUUUUUGCAUUGUUAAAGGAACAUGACACCAGAUGGUCCCAAAAUCUGCAAAAACAGUAUUUUCUCAAAACAAGCUUAGAAUAAUCAAAAUAAACUAGUCUCACAUGAGGUCGAUAAUACAAUAUUUUACGUGAUUAAAUAAUAUUUUAUCACUAUCUCAGCUGUGUUUACCCAUUUAAAAAUAUCGCAUACUGGUUUCCUAGUUUAUAGUGUAUAUAUUUAGCAUGUGAAGAUCCUGUGAUUAGUAUAGAUACACAUACCGACACUUUUUUAAAUUUACUGGGAUUUAUGUGGUAGACAAACCCAGCAAGUUUUGCAUUGGAAAAAUACGCCAAAACUAUGAAAGAUACAUGUGUAGUAAGCAAUGUGAUACAUCAGUAAGAAAGGUUCAAUGCAUUGUACACAACCAUAUCACUUUUAUGUAAAUUUAUGACAGUUUUCUUUUUUUUUAAUGGCAAUGGUAUCAUCUGGUGUCUAGUCCCUUUAAUGACAAUGUUAAAAUGUCAUCACUUUUUAUACUGAUAAGCAUGUUAAUAUAUUCAGGUAAGCAUGAAAUCAAUCACCACUAUGAAGUUCAAGUACAUGUGUAUCACAGUUGUUCUUUAAUUUUUUAGAAAACACAUACACAGGGGCGUAGCUACCUCUAGGCCAUCAAGGCUGUGGCCUACAUUUUUUUCCCCAAAAAAAUGAAAACACAAAUUUGCACAUAAUUAUAAGGUUCUAAAGUUUUAUGUAUGGAAAGCGUUGUUCUAGUAAAUAACAGUUACUAAAUAUAUUUACCAGUUGUUAAUAUUCCUGCACCCCUAAGAAUCUAACUGAAACUAAAUUCGGGGGGAUAGGGGGGCAUGUCACCAAACCCACACAAACGUUGUACUACACACCAUUUUUAGCCAAACUACGCCCCUGAUACACAAGAAGAACAUUCCCUUAUAUAACCUUGAAGAGAUUUAUGUAUGUAUUUUGUUCCAGGCUUUCUUCUUGUUAUGUUUUUUGUCUGCAUUUAUAUAUUUUUAUCUAUAUAUACAUUGAAGAGUCUGCAAUGUGCAAUUAUAUGCUUGAGAAUUGAUAUGACAAUUAAUUCUUCAUGUUUUUUUCUAGCUUGUCUGUUUUACAGAGGAAACUAGUUGAGCUAGAGUCAUAGCCUUGAUGUGGUCAAGGGAAUCAUCUUGGCCAAAACUCAUUAUUGUUUCAAGAUGUUCAAAUUAAAAAUGUUUUCAUGCAUAAACAUUAACUGUGGUCAUUUAAAAAGCGUUCAAAACGUUAUCAUGAAACUUGGCACAAAGUGAAAGUAUACACACGUGUAGCAAGGCCCAUGACCCUGGAUUUCACCAUUGUUGAUUUAUGCCCCUUCAUUGUUUGAAAAAACAAACAAGCAACAAAAAAAACUUUACAUAAUAACCAUUUAAGAUACUCAUAUGCAACUUCAAAUAUUACUAGUAGCAAUGAGCACAUUUGUGGCAAGGCCCAUUACUCUGGAUUGGAUGGUUCUCAAGUUAAGCCCCUUGUUUGACUAAAAAAUUUACAAGCGGUGAGUGUCGGUGUUUGCUCAAGAGCGCUGUUGGUAACUCAAGUGAUAUAUAACUUUAAUGUUCAAAACAUUUAAUUGGUUUUAUUUGUGAUUUUUACAAUUUUUAUUCUUAUAUUAUUGUUUAUAUCAUUGUUAUAUGAACCACAGAAAAUUGCCACAAUAUUUGCCACAGUUACAAACUUGAAGCUGCACUCUCACAGAUUGACCAUUUUGACAUUUUUUUUUUUUUUUGUCUUUGAAUGAGCCAAUUUUUGCGAAAAUGUAUGGAAACCAAUUUUUUUAUAAGAUUGCUGACAAAAGAUCACAUUGCAGUUUUUAAUAUUUACGUUUUGAAAAUUAAUGUUUUAUUGCUAAAGGUGUUACUAGCGCUUUAAGAUAAGUGAGUCUUUCAGCAGUUUUCCAAACAAUUGGGAUCUGUUCUAUUGUGAGUUACCUUAUAUGACUGAUUUUAGGCAUUGAUGCCAAAACCACCUGAUUCCGAAACCAAAAAUAACAGAACAAUCAAAGCUGUGAUAGUGUAGCUUUAAACUACUACAUGUAAUGAACAAAUAUGUGUUUUGGGUGAAAUAUGUAGUGUAUAUGUCUGUGUUGAAAAAUAUUUGACUUUCAUGCUCAAAGCAUGUAAAUGUUUUUGUUUUUAAUUUUCAAUAUUAUAAACUGAAACUGUGUUUUUAUACCAGUAUGUUAUAUAUUGCACAAAUAUAUAGAAUAUAUAACACAUGCACAAGUAUGUAUUUAUAUUAACAUAUAUAAACAAACAGGUAAUAAUUGCUUGAUUUAAAUUUUAAAGGGUCAUGAUGUUUUAACUAUUUUCAAUGCAUUUCAAUAUUAUAAGGCGAAAGGCAUGAAGAUACAGUCAUAAAUCGCUAUGUCCAAGUCGUUGAGACCUCUAAAAUGCUUCGAGAUAAUGAACAAUCAAUAGAAACAAAAUAUAUUAAGAGAAUAAUUUAACUGAAAAAAAAUGUUUAAAAAAAGUUUGACAUAACCAGAACAUGUAGAUAACAGAGUUCAACAUAGCAAGAUUCAACUGUUUGUAUAUAAUAUCUUAUGUUAAACAUUUUGAACU
Molecule: messenger RNA, 6927 nt
Organism: Mya arenaria
Lineage: Eukaryota; Metazoa; Mollusca; Bivalvia; Myida; Myidae
Product: transmembrane protein 8B-like
Exons: 14
Coding region: 48-2234 (728 amino acids)
Cellular component (GO): plasma membrane
Source: RefSeq, a predicted model, not a curated record